AUGUCUAAUCGAGCCCAACCUCGCAAGUCUCACAAGAAGCCCAGGAUCGAUGAAGAGAAUUUACCAGCUCCUUGUCACACAGAGCGCAUCAGUCAACACCCUAGGUGUCCUGACAAGCCCAUCUCUUUCGCUCCUGCAGCAGUUGGUGCCACUUCUCUGCCGUCUGAUACAGAUGUUGAGACAUCUGCAAUGGGCCUUCCUAGUGCAUCGGAGUCCGAAUUUGUGGUGCAGCCACCCUUCUCCGAGAUUGACCAGGAGGUGCCACUCAAGGUCUCAGAAGGUGGAUCGUGCCCCCUGCCCGAGAUCCACCAAGAUGCACCCCUCAAUGUCACUCAAGGCGCCUCGAACCCGAUGCUGGACCCGGACUCUGUAGCGGACCUCCGUGCUCUUCCUGAACCUGGACCAACCGUCACUGCCGCUGUCCAACAUUUGGACCCUACAGCCUCCAUCCUGCGCUGUCUUCAAGCAGUCCGUGUGCCUCCUGUUGUUUGUGCUCCCACUGGUCCCUUCUCCGACGAGUUAAUAAUAAGAGCCCUGAGCCAGAUUGAUCCAGUUAUCCUCAGAGAUGCCAACGAGGUAUUUGUGAGACGCGAUGCAGGGCGGGCCAUGGCAUCUUCUCCACCUGUGCCAGCCAGGGUCUCUCAGCCUACUCCGAGUUCAGAGACCAUUGGGCACAUAGCCACGGUGAACCAAGCACUUGCUGCUGGUGUCCCCGACACUGUUCAACCAGCACUGGUUCUGCAAGGUCUUCCAACCACUCCGGAGACGCAAGCUCUCACGCUGAGUGCUCAAACGAGCAGUGCUGGUGAACCUGCACUGGUUCCCCAAGGUCUUCCAACAGCUCCGGAGAUGCAAGCACUCACGCCGAAUGCUCAAACGAGCAGUGCCGGUGGCACAUUGCCUGUCCAACAGUUUCUUCAGGAGAGGUAUUCCCAUCAGAUAGCUCUCACCAAGGCCGUCUGCCGCUCCAGGAUUAUAGGCAAGGUGGUUGAGCAGCACAUUGUUGUGAAGAUCGUCGGUGACUCCUUGGACGACACUGGUGUUGUCAAGCAUUCGGUGCUGGCUGUCAAGUGCGAGGAUGCCUUUGGCAGAGAGGUAUGGGUUCAGCACGAUGAUGUAGUGGACACCUUCAAUGUGAAUCGGUCAACACUCUCAGCCGCCAUGACCUUGUUCACCAAACUCGAGGGCGCUUAUGCCUGGUUGCUGAUGCAAGAGGAAGAUGGGCCAUAUGAAGGUGACGAGAAUGACAAGCUUGUGCUCAAGGACGUCCAGGCAAUCUGUGACCACAACGGGUUCAUUCAUCAUGCGGACAUCGACAGCUUGCUCGCUGUCUACCACAGUGGUGUCCUGGAAGCUGCGGUAUUGUCGGUCUUACCGAGCAAAGACUCGCCGUUCCUGUCGCACAAGUUGGGGCCGCUCAUGUGUCACCACAACAUCAAAUCGUAG
This is a messenger RNA of Cyclocybe aegerita, 1446 nucleotides long. The record is from the annotation of a GenBank genome assembly. NCBI's taxonomy places the organism in Eukaryota, Fungi, Basidiomycota, Agaricomycetes, Agaricales, Hemipholiotaceae.